GAAACCUCAUUAGAGGUAAGUUCGAUAAGUAGCAAAGACCGUUGGGAUGUCAUGACUGCUGAAUGCAGCCACUGCUGAGGUGGAGGUGAGGCAGCCGAUGGGAAUAUUGAAUAUGGGGAGAUGAAGUUUGGUGGUGGAUGUUUGUUGUUGUUGAUAUAACAGCUUGUUGACGACUCCGUCUUUGGUGUACUUGACAUUUUUCAUUUUCAUCGCAUUUCUUUCUUCUUCUUCCAAUACGCUGGACCGAGUUCAGUUGUUUUCGUUAUUUUGCUGCACAUCAGGCCCGUUGAACCUUCUACAUUACCUCUGAACUUUGGAUAGUAGCCAUGAUUUCGACAAGCGACCUUCACCUCCUCGGGUGCCAUUUUGAGCAAUACCCCGACUACCAGCCGCGAGACUUCAAGACAAAUACGUCCAAGGACCACCCCCAAGAACCUGAAAACGAAAACCUGGGAGUCUUUCACUUCCCCGUCCUCAGCUUCGGUUUCGUGUUUGUCCUUUUGGGGAUAACCUGCACACUAGCCUCCAUCUGCAUCUUUCGCGUGCUCACUCAUACCCAUAACAUGUACACGCUACAUCAGGAUAUGGACAUGGACAUUGCCAGUUGGUCUGCUCGCUUUAUGUUGCCACAAAACAAGUCGGUUAAGGAUUCGUUGAUGGGUGUUGCGUUUGUUGAGGCUUUGGCGAGGAAACCUCAUGAUCUUUCGAGCAGGUGGAGGGACGCAUUGGAUUUGAUGCCCUUGGAUAUGAAGAUGGAGUUGGACUUCAACUUGGAGGUGGAGGCGAUGCCGGUUGAGAGUGCGGUGUUAAGGUUGGAGGAUUGGGUUUAUAAUGUUGCGGGGCUUUGAGUUUUGAGGUUUGAGAUUGGUUAGAGGUUGGUCACAUGGAGGUAUUCCUUCAGGCAAUUUCUCUUUGGGUUUUCUUUCUGGUGUACGUUUUGCGGAGGCGGGCGCGGGUUUGCUGGUCAUAUUUUCCUUUGUUAACUUGGAUGGAUGGAUGGAGGUUUGGUGCUGCGGUACCAUGUGCUCCUUCUCUUUUGUGAAUUCUUUGGUUUAUGGGCAACUCCAUUGCAGAGUGUUCACUCCUUCCUCAUCGAUGUUUCUUUGGGUGCAGUUCUGCUUCUUCUCCUCUUCCUCGCUCUUUUUCGGUUCCUUUUUUCGUUUCUAUUUUUUCUUUUCUCUAGAAAACUUUCGACUAUU
Molecule: messenger RNA, 1199 nt
Organism: Neurospora hispaniola
Lineage: Eukaryota; Fungi; Ascomycota; Sordariomycetes; Sordariales; Sordariaceae
Exons: 2
Coding region: 327-848 (173 amino acids)
Source: RefSeq, a predicted model, not a curated record